Molecule: messenger RNA, 1396 nt
Organism: Pecten maximus
Lineage: Eukaryota; Metazoa; Mollusca; Bivalvia; Pectinida; Pectinidae
Product: 39S ribosomal protein L44, mitochondrial-like
Exons: 10
Coding region: 10-1041 (343 amino acids)
Biological process (GO): rRNA processing; regulation of gene expression; primary miRNA processing
Cellular component (GO): nucleus
Molecular function (GO): ribonuclease III activity; double-stranded RNA binding
Source: RefSeq, a predicted model, not a curated record
AAAACAAAUAUGGCGGCUCGCAUGUGCAUGCGGUUACAGCUUAUGCGAAAAUCGAAGUUAAUAAUAGAAACAGCUUUCCUUAAGGAUACAUGUAAAAGAACUUUAAGAAAUCCAAAAUGGCGGCGUCCUGUCCUCAGUGAAUUAUUUUAUAAGCGACAAAGAAUUGGACCAGAACCUGAAAGGCAUCCAUCUGCAUUCGGAAUAUGGAACUAUGAUUCUGAGGUGUUUGCAUUUGGUAAAAGAUUAGGUGAAGACUUUAAAGAUGAAGCACUUAAAAAAGCUUUGGUUCUAAGAUCAUAUCAAGAAGAAGAAGAUAAGGCAAAUCAAAUUCUUUUAGAUGAAGAAAGUCUAGACAUAGAUGGAGAGUCGGUGGAACACAAUGAACAGCUGGCAGAACAAGGAGAACAGCUGACGUCCAGGUAUGUGAAGGCAUACCUUCGGGCGAUGUAUCCACAGAUGUUUGAGGAAGGCAUAAGUGCUAUCCAUGACUACCUUGUAUCUGAUGAGAUGUUCGCCUACAUAGGGAGUCAGCUAGGUCUAAAGGACAUCAUUAUGAAAAUGGAAUAUCCACCCUCAGAGGAAGAUUACUGUAUUACAAUGAAGGCUGUGAUUGGAGCUCUGGCAGAAAGCCAGGAUGUUGCUCGAGCUGAAGCCUUUGUGAGAGACUUUAUCAUCGUCCAGCUUGCGGCAGAGGAUAUAAAUGAGAUCUGGGAUGUUGUCAACCCUAUGGGACUGCUUACGGACAUACUAAAAAAGAUGGGCAUGUCACCUCCAGAACCGAGGUUGAUAUGGAAAUCUGGUGCAUCAACAGUUCUGUCUGUGUACCAUGUAGGGCUGUAUAGUGAUAGGAAGCUUAUAGGAAGAGCUCCUGGUGAAACUGUGUUGAUAGCAGAGGAGAUGGCGGCACGUGAUGCAUUGAAAAAAUUUAUGAACACUCAGGACAACAGGUCACCAUUAAAAUUUCGUGAGGCAGUGGAAAAUUUACAGAUAGAUUAUGAAAGGAAAAAUGCCAGUAUUAGUGAAAUUUAUGCGGGAUCCUGAGGUUAAAUAAACAAUUAAAUAUUUAUAUCGUCAUUGGACCCAUGAAAAUGCUGACAUCACAGUAAGCCACAAGUAUAUGAAUAUGAUCAUAUUGUGAGUUGACAGACUUGUUCUUUAUUGUGUAAGGAAUGCAUUGAUACUCUGAUUCAGAGGUCAACUUUAACUUCAGUACAUAUACACAGUUAAAGCUGGCAGCAUCAGGUGUAUUGCGCUGGGUACAAAGGAUUAUCUCCCUUUGAUAUUGGUAACAAUAAGAACAAUAUGUAGCUGUAUUUAUAGCUGUUGAAUUUUCCUAGCAAUUAGUUUCUAAUAUGUAAUGGUUGAGAUUGACAAUAAAAUAGAUACUUGAAGAAUA